AUGGCUAGCACAAAUGCCUGUAACUUUUAUAUCAGAUAUCUUCUCAAGAACUUUAUAGCCCCCAGUGGCCUUGAUGACAAGCUCAAGAUUAUUAGCCCCCAUACUUUUGCUAGCCAUAGACCUGAUAUGAAGAAAGACUUAUCUAGAGACUUGUUGGAUAUCUUCAUUUCUAGGGCAGUACCGGGGGCUCAGACUUUGUUUUUGGUGCCUUACUGUCAAGGGGGACAUUGGAUGCUGAUUGUGGUUAAUCCCACAAAGCCAAGGAUUGGUAUCAUGAUUCUCUUCAUGGGGAUCCAACCAAUAGACCAUUUAUGGACUUUGUGGCUAUAUCGUACAAAUCAAGCCUUACCCUGCCCCUUGGUAAAAAACGGCCAAUUUGAUGAUACCUUCCUGUGGAAGAAAGUGAAGUGCCCACGUCAUCCCAAAAAAAGCUCCUAUUGUGGAUAUUGCGUGAUGAAAUUUAUGAAGAAGAUAAUUAUGCACAAUGCCGAUACAAUCCCUACACAGUACUUUACCAACACAUAUUGCACAGUGUAUUCAUCCGCUCAGAUGGAGGAAAUCGUUGAAAAGUUGGCGAUGGCCUUAUUCUGUCAGUGGGCACAAAAUAGAUAG
Neltuma alba is the source of this 612-nucleotide messenger RNA. RefSeq lists its product as uncharacterized. Lineage: Eukaryota; Viridiplantae; Streptophyta; Magnoliopsida; Fabales; Fabaceae. The coding region runs from base 1 to 612 and encodes 203 amino acids. The transcript has 6 exons. The record is from RefSeq and is a predicted model, not a curated record.